AUGGCAGCCUCCAGUGUUUUUAAUUUCAACGUUGGAGUUUUAGGGCAUGUUGACAGUGGGAAGACGAGUUUGUGUAAAGCUUUGAGCACUGUUGCAAGCACAGCGUCGUUUGACAAAAACCCACAAAGUAAAGAAAGGGGAAUAACUUUAGACCUUGGCUUUUCAUCUUUCCACGUGGACAUACCGGGACAUCUACAAUCUGCUAGUGCUAAGCACGAUAAACUUCAGUUUACUCUCGUAGAUUGCCCAGGCCAUGCGUCUCUGAUUAGAACAAUUAUCGGAGGUGCCCAGAUCAUUGAUCUGAUGAUGUUGGUGGUGGAUGUGAUCAAAGGAAUGCAGACCCAGACGGCCGAGUGUUUGGUGAUUGGCCAGAUCACCUGUGAGAAAAUGGUGGUGGUUUUAAACAAGGUCGACCUCCUACCAGCCGAGAAGAGAGAAGCCAUGGUGGAAAAGAUGACUAAGAGGAUGAUGAAAACCCUGGAAGGGACAAGGUUUGCUGGGUGUCCUGUUAUCCCGGUGGCUGCUAAACCAGGAGGAACAGAGGCUGACGAAACUGAAGCUAUGGGGGUGGCGAAGUUGAUUGACACUCUGAAAGCACAGACCUACCUCCCCGAGAGGAAUCCCAAUGGGCCAUUCAUUUACUCAGUAGAUCACUGUUUUUCUAUCCGUGGUCAAGGCACGGUGAUGACCGGAACUGUCGUCAGUGGAAGCAUUUCAGUGAAUGAUACAGUGGAAAUCCCUUCGCUCAAGGUCACAAAGAAGGUCAAGUCAAUUCAGAUGUUCAAGAAACCUGUGGACAAAGUUAUACAGGGGGACCGUUGUGGAGUGUGUGUGACCCAGUUUGACCCCAAACUUCUGGAGCGGGGUUUAGUGUGUACCCCAGGAGAGUUACCCACCAUUGAGGCGGCCAUAAUCAGUAUCGACAAAAUUCCAUACUUCAAAGGAACUGUCAGCAGCAAAGCAAAAUUCCACAUAACAACUGGGCAUGAAACAGUGAUGGGGAAAGUAUUUCUGUUUGGUUGGGAUAUUGGUGCGGAAACAGGUGGAAAAAAUGAGUCUGAGGAUUUAAAAGGACAAAAAUUUGAUUUUUCGAAGGAGUAUUCAUAUUGUGAAGUGUUAAGAGGAAGUUCAGACAAAAAAUUGAUGACAGGUGCGGCAGCAAAUGAAGAUCAUGAAACUGGAAAGGUCAUGGCACAGUUUGCUUUGGUGGAGUUUGAAAAACCAGUCACAUGUCCCAAAUCCUGCCUCGUAAUUGGUUCAAAACUAGACACAGACAUUCACACCAACAUGUGCCGUAUUGCAUUCCAUGGGGCCAUUUUGGUAGCCGUUGAGGCCACUGACUAUAGAAAGACAGUUUUGCCGAAGUUGAAAGUUUUCAAGUACAAAUCACGAGAGGGCCUAGUGGAACGAGUCACAGAUGAGUACACUAUCAUCGGCAAGAAUCUUUUUAAAAAGGAAACGAACAUUCAGGUAUUUGUGGGAUUGAAGGUGUCUUUGUCGAGUGGCGAAGAAGGCGUCAUCGAGGGAGGAUUCGGGCAAAGCGGCAAGUUUAAAAUUAGAAUUCCAAAUGGGGUAUUACCAUCAACAAAGGAACGGUACGCUGGAGUAGGGAAGAAAAAAGGGAAAGGGAAGAGUGAGGAGCCGGCCAAUCAGAGUGACGAUAGUACAACCCAGGAGCCAAUCAAAAUCAUCCUGAAAUUCAAACGUUAUGUCUAUGAUCCUGAAAAGAAGAUGAUUCAAACGUGACAAUCAUUCAAAAAUGUUUUAAUUUUUUCUCUUCUAUUAUGUACAAAGUACAUUUACAUGUAUAUAAAAUUAUGCGCAUUAAUGUAAAGCAGUAAGUGCUAAGAAUAUAUGUACUGUAAUUCUUCAACUUUUUCGCAUGUUUACAGGGUGUUUACUCAAGGAUAUUCUGAAGGCAAUGUUCAGUGUAGACUGAUAAAAUUAUACUUUUUGUGAAUCUCUGAAAUUGGACAAUCCAACAAAUGGAGUUUUGUCUCCAAAAUCAAAUUAAAAAUAUGAAUGAAUUAAAAUGAAAGUUGCUCUUUCAUCUGCAAAAGGAUUGAUUAAUUAGAGUACAUGGACAUAUGUGUGUACAUGAUAUUUAUGGACAUAUACUUACAUAUUUGUUUCAACAUCUUCGCAUGUAAUUAUGGUAUAAAAGAAUUGUCCCCUUGUAGCU
Molecule: messenger RNA, 2182 nt
Organism: Liolophura sinensis
Lineage: Eukaryota; Metazoa; Mollusca; Polyplacophora; Chitonida; Chitonidae
Product: selenocysteine-specific elongation factor-like
Exons: 7
Coding region: 1-1746 (581 amino acids)
Biological process (GO): selenocysteine incorporation
Molecular function (GO): GTP binding; GTPase activity; translation elongation factor activity
Source: RefSeq, a predicted model, not a curated record